Pyrus x bretschneideri (Chinese white pear) is the source of this 1424-nucleotide messenger RNA. Its product is annotated as E3 ubiquitin-protein ligase DIS1-like. The record is from RefSeq and is a predicted model, not a curated record. Gene Ontology annotation, cellular component: cytoplasm. Bases 258 to 1175 code for a protein of 305 amino acids. The transcript has 4 exons. Lineage: Eukaryota; Viridiplantae; Streptophyta; Magnoliopsida; Rosales; Rosaceae. Gene Ontology annotation, biological process: ubiquitin-dependent protein catabolic process; multicellular organism development. Gene Ontology annotation, molecular function: zinc ion binding; ubiquitin protein ligase activity; protein binding.
AGAAAUCUCUCUCUCCUCUCUCUCUCUACUGAACGCCACGCUCCUCCCCGUCCCCCACUCUCUCUUUUCUCUCUCAAACGUCUUUAAUUUGAAAUUCCUUGAACUCGCAAACGCGCAUUUCCGCGUCCCCCCUUAUUAUAUUACUGCAGCCUGGGGACAAUUCCCCAUAGCCGGCCACCUGCUCUCUCCUUCUUUCUCUCUCUCUCUGCGUUGGGCGUUUGAUUAUAAUUCAAAGAUAAGUAGCUGUGUGUGCCAGCAUGGCAUCCAGUAGUCCAUUUUUUGAUGACAUCCGGACCAAAUCUGAGGUUAUUGAUCCUCCUCAAAGUGAGGACAUGCUGGAUGUUGGAGAAAGUGUAAUUGAUGCUACUGUAAUGCCCCAAAAACCGAAUGUGACGGUUUCUAGCAGUGUUCGCGAUCUGCUGGAGUGCCCUGUGUGCUUAAAUGCUAUGUACCCCCCAAUCCAUCAGUGUUCAAAUGGUCACACAUUAUGUUCUGGUUGCAAACCAAGGGUUCACAACCGGUGCCCCACUUGCCGGCAUGAGCUUGGUAAUAUCAGAUGUCUUGCGUUGGAGAAGGUGGCUGCUUCUCUGGAACUUCCUUGUAAAUACCAUAGUUUUGGUUGCAUGGGCAUAUACCCUUAUUACAGCAAGCUAAAGCAUGAAUCUCAGUGUCUCCAUAGACCCUAUAACUGCCCCUAUGCUGGUUCUGAAUGCUCCGUAGUUGGAGAUAUUCCUCAUCUUGUGGCCCAUUUAAAAGAUGAUCACAAAGUCGACAUGCACAAUGGCAGCACUUUCAACCAUCGCUAUGUAAAAUCAAAUCCACAAGAAGUUGAAAACGCCACUUGGAUGUUAACGGUUUUUAGUUGCUUCAACCAGUAUUUUUGCCUACAUUUUGAAGCUUUCCAGCUCGGGAUGGCUCCCGUCUACAUAGCAUUCUUGCGGUUCAUGGCUGAUGAUAACGAGGCAAAGAACUACAGCUACAGUCUAGAAGUAGGUGGGAAUGGGAGGAAGAUGAUUUGGCAGGGGGUGCCACGUAGCAUUAGGGAUAGCCAUCGCAAGGUUCGUGACAGUUUUGAUGGUCUCAUUAUUCAGCGCAACAUGGCUCUCUUCUUCUCAGGGGGAGACCGAAAGGAAUUGAAGCUUAGGGUGACCGGAAGGAUAUGGAAGGAACAGUGACAGCAGUCUGUCAUCUUGAACUCUUUCGUUCGAUCAUCUUAUCUAGUUAGUAGGUCAGUCGCUUUUCGUGGUUACGAGUCUCUUCUGGCCAUGUAGUUUAGGGAAUGUAGGAAGCAAACUCUCUUUGCUUGUUCAUGCUUUAAUUGCAUAUGAGACUUGUGUAUGGCAUGCAGCAAAUGAGACUUGUUUUUGUGUGGAUACACAAUGACACAUAUUUAACGGAAGAAGAAUGUGAUUCGAUAAUACCCC